AUGAAGAUUCGCUACUUAAAUACAAUGACAGCUUACUUCGGAAUCUUCAAAGAGCCACGUGGCCUCAUUCGGCUACUUCAGUUCAUUUUUGCUAUCUUCGCUUUUGCUACUGCAUGUAAUGGUAGUUCCUCGUUGAUAAUUCAAUUUUCCAACACAAGCAAUGCAGAAGCCGACUGGUCCUAUCCUUAUAACUUACAAAAUUCUGUUAUUACUAUAGCCAUGUUAUUAUCCCUUGCAUUUGCCGUCAUGUACGUCCUCAUGGACCGUCAAUACCGAAAUGACGAGCGUUUCCCAAUCAUUGAUUUAGUUAUUACCGUCAUUUGGACAAUUUUUUGGAUUGCUGGUAGCUCAGCAUGGGCACAAGGCGUCACAAAUAUCCGUAGCGCGACUUCAUACGAUAAUGUUGUACAACAAUUUUCCACUUGUAGUUCUUUAGGAUGUACACAAGUUCAAUCUGGCACUUAUGCUAACAUUAUUGUUUCAGUUAUAUUUGGAUUUUUAAACUUUUUCCUUUGGGCUUGUUGUAUUUGGUUCGUUUACAAGGAAACACGAUUCUUCAAGAGUCGCACAGCACAACAACAACCACAACAACAAAACAAUUUUUCGAAUAUUAGUGCUCCGAGCAUGUAUCCACCUCCUACAGCACAAACUCAAAUGCCUGGAAGUAUGGGUUAG
This is a messenger RNA of Adineta ricciae, 675 nucleotides long. The record is from the annotation of a GenBank genome assembly. Lineage: Eukaryota; Metazoa; Rotifera; Eurotatoria; Adinetida; Adinetidae.